Molecule: messenger RNA, 903 nt
Organism: Fimicolochytrium jonesii
Lineage: Eukaryota; Fungi; Chytridiomycota; Chytridiomycetes; Spizellomycetales; Powellomycetaceae
Exons: 4
Coding region: 1-903 (300 amino acids)
Cellular component (GO): mitochondrion
Source: RefSeq, a predicted model, not a curated record
AUGGGCAUCUUCUUCCCCGGUCCGUCGGUCUGGAGGCGGCGUCAGCCCGGCGAUGACGACGACGUGCUGGUGCUGCCGACCAUUCUGCCGAAUCCCCAACUGGAUCACACAAUCCACCACAAAACCCCCGCCCACACAAAACACCCCCUCUCCGCCCUCCUCCCACUUGACCUCUUCGCCGCCGUCACCUCCGCCCUCCUAGUCUCCCCCCUCGUCCUCAUAAUCGACCGCGCAAUCGUCAUCAACUCCGUCCCUCACAGCAACACCACGCUGUCACAGGCCAUGUGGGCCGGGCUGGUCGGGUUGGUGAGGCGGCCGGGGCAGUUUGUGAGGGACAGGGGGUUUGGGUGGGUGGUGGGGUUGUAUGUUGGGACGUAUGCGGUGGCGAAUGGGGUGGAGGUUGUGGGGCAUGCGGGGUUGUAUGACCCCGCGAUGCCGAAGUUUGUGGCGGCGAGUGGGGUGAAUGUUGCGUUGAAUCUCCUCAAAGACCGCCACCUAGCAACAACCUGUGGGCCCCUCCCCUCCCACCCCGUCUCACUGGCCUCUUUCACCCUGUUCGGCCUGCGUGACACGGUCACCGUCUUCUCCUCCUUUAUCCUUCCCCCGAUCAUCGUGCCGCACCUCAUCACACAUCUGCGGUGCACGGAAAGGGAAGCGGCGGUGAUGGCGCAGUUUAUGGCGCCGGUGGCAAUGCAGGUUGUUAGCACGCCGGCGCAUUUGUUGGGCUUAGAUCUCUACAACCGCCCGCUACCAAGCACCACACCACACCAACGGUGGCAAGCGGUGCGCGCAAACUACCUGUCGACAACGGUAUUCAGGAUGGCGAGGAAGAUCCCGGCGUUUGGGUUGGGUGGGGCUUGUAAUGGGUUGAUUAGGGAGGAGGGAAGGAGGUGGCUUGCGUAG